Molecule: messenger RNA, 483 nt
Organism: Ostreobium quekettii
Lineage: Eukaryota; Viridiplantae; Chlorophyta; Ulvophyceae; Bryopsidales; Ostreobiaceae
Source: the annotation of a GenBank genome assembly
AUGGCCGUGGAGUGGCACGCGCCGGGCAGCAUCGGCCCUCCGGGCUCGCCCCCCGUGAAGGCGGCCGGAAGCCAGUUGCUGGAGGAUUUCGAGCGGCUGGACGAGCUGUGGGACACGAUGUGGUCAGGCGACGCGGUCCCCGUGCCCUCCGAGCCGCCCACCCUCCAGAGGCGCUCUGUGGGCCUCUCAGAGUGGAGCUCCGACCCCUCCCUGUCCAUCCGAUCGCGCAGCGACAUCGGCACCAGCCACCCGCUGAACGUCGUGGACAGCCCGUCACCGGCGUUCUCUAAAUCAUCGUCCUGGUCGGCGGUGUCUGGAUCGCCUAACGGCGGCCGGGGGCUGCUGCGGCGCAUGAAGUCGUGGAUGGACAAGGUGCAGGAUCGCCGGCGGGGCAUCGUGUACGGCAACAACGGGCCGUGCCAGCUCUUCUCGGACUGGGGCAUCCCGCCGUACCCGGAGGACUACGACUGGAACGAGGGGUGA